Vigna radiata var. radiata (mung bean) is the source of this 1048-nucleotide messenger RNA. Its product is annotated as protein SPEAR3. Gene Ontology annotation, molecular function: DNA-binding transcription factor activity. The coding region runs from base 212 to 790 and encodes 192 amino acids. The record is from RefSeq and is a predicted model, not a curated record. Lineage: Eukaryota; Viridiplantae; Streptophyta; Magnoliopsida; Fabales; Fabaceae. The transcript has 5 exons.
GAAAGGAGAGAUAAGGAGCAUAGAAUCUAGGCGUAUAUAUAUAACUUAACAUUGAAAUCUAUACACAAUCUGAUCCAGCGAUGCAAUUAUUCCUGAGUUUUGGUAGAAGCUUAAAAGAGAGCACACGAGAUCUCUGAUUUCCCAGCAAGAAAAUUAAGUGGAAGCUGUUCUUGAGGGAUUUGCCAGCACAGAAAAAGAGAAGAGAAGAAGCAUGGAUGGCAGUUAUUUUGGAGAGGGAAACAUGGGAAAUGAAAGAGUAAGUGGUUCUUCUUCUUCUUCUUCUUCAAGGAAAGGGAAGAAGAACAAUCAAGAGAAGCCAAAGCAACCACAGAGAGGAUUAGGAGUUGCUCAAUUGGAGAAAAUCAGAUUACAUGGUCAAAUUGGUUGUGGUGCUUAUCAUCCUCCUCUGCACGCUCCUUACCCAUCUAACUUCAACAAUGAAGAUCCAAGGGUGCAAACACCCUAUUCAUCACUACCAUCUUCAUCAUCUUUUUCUUACUCCUCUUCAUCUACUUCAUACUCAGCUUCAUAUGGCUUCCAACCCAACAUUGUGAUGUCCCUACCUGAGUAUGAAAGAACAAGCAUUAGAUAUGGUGAUUCUCAGCCAACUAAUACUGCAAGAUGGGAACAUGCCAAUUCCACUGCUCAAACAAGACCUUUACUUAACUUAUAUGACUCACAACACAUAGAUACCAAGAAGCAUAGAAGUGGUUCAGUGGGCGCAAGCAGUCAGAACUCUGAAUCAAGUGACACUCAAGAACCAGAUUUGGAGCUAAGACUAUCUCUUUGAUCUGCUGCCACUGGAAAGAGUGGCAAAUUCUAGUAAUUGUAAUGCUUUUGUUUACAAUUAUGAAUUGAAAAAGCACAUGAACAAGCCAAUGUGUUUGUUUUAAAGUUUCAUUGGGAUCAUACUCUUGUGUCAUGGAAGAUAUAGAUAUUGACUACUCUUUGCAUAAAAGCAAUGCAAACUUCUCUUUUAACGUAAAUCAUCAAAGAAACUCAAGAGAAGUUAUUUUUAUGAUAGCUAGCUCUUAUUUUAUUUGAUUCA